AGAGAGAGAGAGAGAGAGGAGGAGUGAGAGAAAGAGAGAGAGAGAGGAGGAGUGAGAGAAAGAGAGAGAGAGAAGACGCGGAGUGAACGAAGGAAGGCAGAAGAAACGACAGGAAGAAAGGAACAUGGGGCGAAAGAAAUGUGCCGAUAAUGUGCCGUUACGCCGUUGAUAAAGCCGAACCGUUGAACUUUACCGGGAAGAGCGAGGAUGCGGUCGGCCCGAUAACUAGACUAUUAUUAAUAGCGUUAACCCUGAAAAUCGUUUGAUUCUUCACUCUUCGACGGGAGAUUCGCUCUCAUCCGUGAAGAUAUAUUCGAGCGAUUCGCGUCGAAAUGCGAGAGACAUCAUUUGACGGAUGCUGCGUUACGCCGGCUCCUAAUACGUAGGGAAUACCAUCCUUCUUUUUCCGUGAAGUAGAGACGCUCGGCUUGAAAAACGAUCUUUAGGCGAGGGGUGCGUGUUUACGUAUGUAGCAAUAAUAAUCGAACCACGGCGCAACCACGACGACGGACAAGGAGCAGAAAGAGCAGCGCGAGUUCCGCGAGCGAGAGACGUGUUCGGCGCGAGGUCCGCGGCGAGAACGGCGGCGAUUUGAUACGGGGAAAUCGAUGACCUCUCUCCAUGAGGUUGUAUUUUGGGAAGCACGUUCCGUGAGAAGAGAACAGACCGCCGUUCCUCUCGCCUGGCCGUUCUCGAGCCGUUCGCGUUGCUCGCGUUUGCAUGACCGGCGCGAGUCCGCCGCUUGACAUCUGACACGCCGCCAAUUGUUCGCGUACUGCUGCCACAAUGACUCGCGCUCCUGGUCGGCCUCGUUGCCAAGAGUAUCCGACGAAUUUCAACCUCCACGGUAUUGCCUCCUCCGUCCGCGCGAUUCUUCCGCUCAGCGAGGCCCUCCCGACGCCGUAAUGUGUUCUCGCGGACAGCUUCAUUGAAGCUUCUCGCCGAGUUGAUCCUGGCCUCUAAAUCAGUCAACUCAUAGUGGUGCCAAUUUCUUCCUUAUACAAGGAAGCCUCCGAAAACGUUGGCGGCGAAUAGUGACAAGCAGGAGAACGUCGCUUCGAAUGACUGGCGAUCCGGCAAGGAUGCGCUCGUGUUGUCCCCGAGGGUGGGCGGUGUAUCGGAGGUCGUUUCCUGAAUCGCUACGUCCGACGUGAUUAGAUGCUCCGCUCGCCGUAGUCCGCUACAGCUCGCCGUAAAGAAGUAAAUAUAUGCUGAUCUGAUCUACGGCUUGCACAGUCGUUUAUAUGCUGCCGGCGUAUAAGAUCAAAUCUAGGGUCGAAGGAGAGAACAAUAUUGCCGUUAAUCCCCAACACAAUAUCGAGAGACUCAUGAGAUCAACGAUUGUUCAAUUGUUGUAUUUACAUCUCGUAUCGCAAAUAUGUAAAGUGUGAUCAUUGUGGCGAGAUCAUUGUGCUUCGUUGACUGACGGAAUUUUUCUCGAGAUCUCGGUCAUUCCAAAAUCAUUCUCGAGAUUCUCACCGGUCAUAAAACUUCAUGAACUGUUUUGAGUUAUGCCGUCCCGAAUUUACUUGUACAGAUCGCCAGAGGAAGCGAUGUUCGCGGCUCAACUCGCGACAUUCGCUGUUGCAGACAUUUGAAGUAUCCGAGAUGCGAGCGGUGGAUUGCUCGUUGGUGAAGCGAAAUCUCAUUGUCGCGGAGGAAACACGAGAAAAGGAAAACGGAUCUCGAAAAAGAGAAACGCACGUGGAGGAACAGGAAGAAGAAGAAAAAGGAGGAAGAGGAGGAGGAAGAGACGAGGAGACGGGAGGUCGCGCAGGGAGGUCAAACGGAAGAGGAAGAAUACGGCUCGUAGGCGGAAGAGAGAGGAGUAGAAGGAGCCGCGAGGAAGAGCGAGAGGCAGCUUUGGAAAGAUCAAUCGGCGUGCGGGGAGGAAGCUGCCGCUGUUGCUGGACCACGAGCGGCCUGCGUGCCGGAAAAAGUGCAAUGUCCUCUUUCGGACGCGCGAUACCAGUCGCGGUGGCGGCGUCGCGCGGGAAUUAAGAGGGAACGGCAAUCACACGGGAUUCGUCUCGAAGUGGCCGGUACCUGCUCUGGAUGCUGCGAGCGGAACGAGAGAGAGGGAGAGUGAAACGAAAAGAGAGAAAGAGGGAAGGGGCGAGAAUGAAAAUUUCAUCACAUAUGCAUUGGAACAUGAAAUCUUGUAAAGGAAGACAGAGAAUAUAGGCGCAGGGAGAGAGCGUGAUAAAAAAAACAAAAGAGACAAUUAAUAAUUAGAUAUUUCUGCUGUAUGCCUCGAAGCGAAAUUUUUCGAGGGAGAAGAGAGAGAAAAAAUAGGAAAGAAAGAUAGAGAAAAAAAAGAACAGGACAAUGAGAAAGAGGGGGUAGGAGAAAGGGAGAGUGAAACUCGAGUUUUUGCAGUUGUCCGCCUUCGUACGCGUUGCAAGCACGUGGAUACGACCGCGACCGUUUAAUAAAGCGCCACGUUUAGCUUGUUAGCGCACGCUAAUUGAUCGAGUAGCUGCAAGGACGAGUAGAAGCUUCCUCGCGGAAAUUUAUCGUACUCGUCUGAUCUCAAAUUAGUCCCGUUUCUUGUUCUCUCGGUGUUUCUUGUCGCUAAGAGAUGACUGAAAACUCCAAGGGCGGUCUUCGAAAUUCUUCGAAUUGUCGCCCGACAAAAUCCAUUCGCGAAACACUGAUCUACUAUCGGAACACGAUAGAAGUGAUCAAAUUUCGCGCUGGACUCGCUGUGUUCAUUCGCUCGUUAUCGCCUGCAAGUUUCGAGGAACGCGCAUUUUAGAUACGAGUGAUCAAAUAGUCACGAUAUUUUCGGUGGCGCGUACUGUGUUCGAUGCCCGUGUUCGUCCUACUUUUUGCUCCAAGCACUGCCAUAUAAGUACACACUGCCCGCCGGCGCGCAUUACUUUAUGUUGCACGACAUAAUUCAAGUCACAGCGCUGUCUUCCGAUAUGUCGUUCACCGUAGACUGCCUGAAUUACGCGCUUCUCCUGAUCUGCACGCGUGUGUUCCAUCUAGCUCUUGGAAUCAGCGCUCAGUAUUACAAGGCUCAGUUGGACGCGCAUUUGAAGCUUCAUGGAGAGAAGUGGGCGAGCGAGGAUGUGCGAAAGUGUAAAUUAUGUAACAAGCAAUUCGUGCAACCGGCGCUCUAUCGACUGCAUAUCCGCGGACAUUACAGACAACAGACGAAGAUAGUGAAGCAAACCAAGAGAGGAACGAAGCAUAAAACAAUGUACAAAUGUACUAUAUGCUUGAAAUCCUUUCAAAAGCCGAGUCAGCUGAUGCGUCAUAUCAGGGUACACACCGGAGAGAAGCCUUUCAAGUGUACCGUUUGUAGCAGAGCGUUCACGCAAAAGAGUUCGCUGCAGAUCCACGCGUGGCAACACAACGGCAUUCGUCCGCACACUUGCAAUCUUUGCAACGCUAAGUUUAGUCAAAAAGGAAACCUAAAGGCACACACACUCCGAGUGCAUAAUCCGCCAGAAGGUGAGCCUAUGUACGAGUGUUCUUAUUGUUCAUGCGCCUUCAAGAAACUCGGCAGUCUCAACGGGCACAUAAAGCGAGUGCAUUCUAAUUCCUCGGAGGAAUCCACUGCCAAGUCCUCGGAAGCUAAUUCCAGUAUCUCGUCCGAAGCUGAUAUGCGUGCGACGGUAGACAGCGUGAUAUCGCAAUUGGCGUCUCUGGAAUCCGCCGUGAAUAACACCGCGGUUUCCACGGCUACUGGAACGCUGAACGUGGGGCAAAACGAUAUUCUGCAACAGGCGUUAAAGAACAGCGGUCUGCCGAACAAAAAUGAAGUCACUUCGAAAGAAACCACAGAGCCGAAGAAAAUGGAUUCCCGUACGACAUAUGUCACAUUAUUGGAUAAAGCUGCUGGUGGUGCUAUGAGAAAGUAUCUUACCAUAAAGCAACACUGCGUAGGGAACGUACGGUGGUACGCGUGCUCCUUCUGUAUGAAAGAAUUUAAGAAGCCGUCGGACUUGAUACGCCAUCUGCGCGUUCACACGCAGGAGAAGCCCUUCAAGUGCAUGUAUUGUGUGCGUUCCUUCGCGCUCAAGUCGACGAUGAUCGCGCACGAGAGGACUCACACCGGGGUGAAGAAGUACGCCUGCGACUCCUGCGACAAAACGUUUGCGUGCCACAGUAGUCUUACUGCUCACACGAAAUUACAUACAAAACCACACAAGUGUAACGUAUGCGACAAGUCGUUCAGCGCCAGCACCAUGCUGAAGACUCAUAUGAGGAGUCACGCGCUGGAAAAGUCCAAGAUAUCGCCUGAGGCGGAGAGCCUAGUGCCGCAAGUGAUCCUACAGGAGCCGCUCGUUAUCAGCGACGCCGACAAUAAAAUCAGCGUAGUGCAAGUGCAAUCGAAGCAAAAACAAGUGUACGACGGCAACAGCGUGGCGCGGCCGCACAAGUGCUGGGUGUGUCACGCGGCGUUUAGAAAGAUCAGUCAUUUGAAGCAGCAUCAUCGCAGGCACACGGGCGAACGACCGUAUAAAUGUGCCAAAUGCGACAGGAGGUUUACAUCUAAUAGCGUUCUCAAAUCUCACUUGCAUACACACGACGAUUUGAGGCCGUUCAGUUGCUCGGUGUGUAAUACGAAGUUCUCCACCCAGAGCAGCAUGAAAAGGCAUUUGGUUACGCAUAGUAACAAAAGGCCGUUCAUGUGCCCGUAUUGUCAAAAAACGUUCAAGACAUACGUCAAUUGUCGGAAGCACAUGAAAAUACAUAAGCAUGAGUUGGCGCAAAAGCAAUUGGAUGAACAGAAGACGCAAGAACAGAACGCACAGCAGCCCUUGAACCAGGAUAAAAGUACCAUUCCAGCAUUACCGGAAAGCAUCACUCUCACCGAGGACAUGGAAGUGUCAUUUCAACCGCAAAUGGCACCGGAUUUCACGCAGGCUUUCUCCGAUCAGUUUCAAAAUAUUAGUGCGGAGAAGGAGAAGUCGUUCUUGCUGACGGACAGCGCAACGUCGUCUAUCACAAGUCAAAAUAUGUCCGUCGACACGACUAAUUUAGGAACGUCGCAAACUCUGCACGCCGAUGAAACUGGUACUAUCGCGUUACCUCAUUAUUCAGGGGAUCAAACGCUCACACCGGAAAGUAUACGAGAGAUCGAGGAGACUUUGAACCAACAACUGUUCAAUAUCGGCGUGAACCUCGGGCUGACGAACAAUCUUCCGAGGCAGAUGGAGGAGACGAACGCGAAUUCUCUCGACAGUUCGAGAGAGCAGCCGGUACUUAAUAUAAUAUACGAGCACAACAAGGGCCUGGAAUCAUCUAACAACGCGAUAUUCACGUCGCAAUUCGACUCGUUUGACAUGAGUCAAAUCGCACUACAGGCGGACAACGAUAUCGAUAUCGGUUUGAGUGUAAGUAACUCUACGAGCAUGUCUAGUAUUUUGCCAACAUCUGUGGGAGAAAAUUGCGGGCAAGCAGAGGAGCAACGAGCUGCACCAAUUACCACUGCCAGCGAUAUGGAUGCAUCUUUGAUCACAAGAAACACUCAUCUAAUGAUCAUUAAUUCAAAGGAAAAUUGCUCAGAAUUGGUAAAGCUCUCACAAGUAUGUCCGAGAUACUCCAAAGUCAUUGCGAAGGCGGACACCACAAAUGGAUCAGAGAUGCAUAAUGUAAACGGACAGGAGAAAGCGCCGCAAGAGAAUGACGCUUUGUCAUGCGAAAGCGAGAGAAGCACUCUGCCGUUCACAAAGAGUUUUCAAAAUACAAUACAGCCGGACUCGUUUAUUUCUUCUGGCAUGGAUAGGACAAGGAUAUCGGAAUGCGCCAACCUGUUGCAAUGUCACAUGUGCGGCAAUCAAGGUUUCACAACCGAGGGGUUGAAGGAACAUCUGAAGUCUCAUCGCGGCGAGAAGGAGUAUCAGUGUUCGGUAUGUCUUCAGCGAUUCUGCACGAAUAGUGGUCUCAGCAGACACAUGAGGACACACGUAAAUAAAAUAUGGAAAUGCACUACGUGCCAUAAGAUCUUGGACAGCAAGCAGCAGUUGAAGCUGCACAGUAAGAUACACGCUGACACGUGGAACGUUUCGUCUAUGGAGCCGGACAGUUCUCAGAAAGAACCGAUCUCCUCGAAUUCGGCUCUUUCCUCAAUAACGGCGCUCAAUGUUCGGAUAGACGCGGACUCGUCGGUAUCUGAGAAGGUCCUACUGGACACAGUUGCCGAGAGAAAAAUAAUGGAUUGCGUGGAUCAGAACAUUGAGAAGAAAGAAAAACGAGAGUACACGAACAAAUGCAAGUUCUGCCCGAAGACUUUCCGUAAACCAAGUGAUCUCACCAGGCAUAUUCGCACGCAUACAGGUGAACGGCCGUUCAAGUGCGACCACUGCAACAAGAGUUUCGCGGUCAAGUGCACGCUGGACUCGCACAUGAAGGUUCACACAGGCAAGAAGACUUUCCGCUGUCACGUCUGCAGCAGCAUGUUCGCUACGAAGGGUAGCUUGAAAGUUCACAUGAGGCUGCAUACCGGCUCGAAACCGUUCAAGUGCCUUAUGUGCGAUCUACGAUUCCGCACUUCGGGCCACAAGAAGGUGCACAUGCUGAAGCACGUGCGUGAACACAAAGGUGGCGCGAAACGCAAGCCGAAACACUUGAAAGUCGCGGCGGUGGCAGAGGCGGCGGCCAGCCUGGAGAACGUCGACAGCGGCAAUUCUCUGAACACGAGCAUGACGACAACGGCGACGACUGCGGCGACGGCGAUGACGACUGUGAUCAGCGAUGAAACGGCGGCAGCUGUGUCGCAGCAGAAUCACCUGGGUUAUUCUACACUGGACACGUCGGUGAACCUGGACGCCAGCGCAGCGGUACUACCGAAUCAAAUUACGUUCAAUCAGACGGAUACGACGACGAUACUCAACAACAACGCGAUGCUGUCCGUGAACGAGAGCAACGAGUUUGUAGCGAAUCUGCAGUUCCUGUUGGCGAACGGUCUUGUCACCAUUCAAACGGAUGACUCGUUAUUGACGCAGUCGACGAGCGAUUCCGACAACGCUGGCGUCGUGCCCACCAACGUCAUCGAAUUAGUCAAUCCGAGCCCCUUUCCGGAAACUUGCGAUCUGAACAGCGCCAAUCACAUGGUGAUAACCAGCUCUGUCCAAGUGCCCGCGACGGAGACGACGAGUUCUGACACGAACAACGCUGCGGUCAUUCAGAUGAACGAUUAUAUGCCCGCGGCUUCUGCGUCCGUGCAAGUAGAGCAAGCUGCGAACGGCAGUGGCGUGUCCAAGGUGAAGACAAGUCGUGCGACGAGCAGCAAUCUGCAAGCAGCGAAAACGGCGCAGUCACGGAAGGAGUGCGACGUAUGCGGCAAAACGUUCACCAAGCCGUGUCAGGUGGAGCGGCACAAACGUAUACACACGGGCGAGCGACCGUACAAGUGCGAGCUGUGCAGCAAGUCUUUCGCGCAGAAGUUCUCGCUGCAGCUGCAUCAGAAGCACCACACGGGCGAUCGGCCGUAUCCGUGUCCGCACUGCAAGCACUCGUUCACACAGAAGUGCAACCUGCAGACGCACUUGAAGCGCGUCCACCAGCUCGUUAUGUUCGACAUCAAGAAGCUGAGGAGCAGCCAGCAGGUGUUGGGCGCGCUUCUGCAGGAUAAUCAGGGUGACGCAAAACUAGUGAGCUUAGACGACAUACUGGUGGUAGAUUUUUUUAAGUAAAUAUUGAAAAGAAAAGUAGCGGAGAAAUGUUCCUUUCGAGAGAAAGAGAGAGCUCGCGCACUAGCUGUAACAUAUAUCGUGCUCAGAAUGCGCUGUAAAGGAGGAAAGACUUCAAGUACAUUAAAUGCGCAGGUGAAGUGUAUACGAUCUGUAUAUCGACGUGACGCUAUUGAGGUAAUCAUUUCGCGCGCGUACUCGAGGUGUAAUUUAACACUGUUUGUAGUUCACUAUUGUUAUUACAUUUUCUAUUUGUCAACCCACAAAUCGAUACAAUUCGCUGAUUGUGCGUUUCGAGCCAGUAACGCGCAUACUUUUUACUUUAAUGCUGACACACAAACGACAUUCGCAAUUAUUUAAAAUAAAAACACGUUGUUAUAUACA
Messenger RNA from Odontomachus brunneus, 8033 nucleotides. Its product is annotated as zinc finger protein 236-like. The record is from RefSeq and is a predicted model, not a curated record. Gene Ontology annotation, biological process: regulation of transcription by RNA polymerase II. Gene Ontology annotation, cellular component: nucleus. Lineage: Eukaryota; Metazoa; Arthropoda; Insecta; Hymenoptera; Formicidae. Gene Ontology annotation, molecular function: RNA polymerase II transcription regulatory region sequence-specific DNA binding; DNA-binding transcription factor activity, RNA polymerase II-specific. Bases 2886 to 7652 code for a protein of 1588 amino acids. The transcript has 20 exons.